Danio aesculapii is the source of this 3382-nucleotide messenger RNA. RefSeq names its product zinc finger and BTB domain containing 48 (gene zbtb48). Gene Ontology annotation, molecular function: protein binding; DNA-binding transcription factor activity, RNA polymerase II-specific; RNA polymerase II transcription regulatory region sequence-specific DNA binding. The record is from RefSeq and is a predicted model, not a curated record. NCBI's taxonomy places the organism in Eukaryota, Metazoa, Chordata, Actinopteri, Cypriniformes, Danionidae. Gene Ontology annotation, cellular component: nucleus. Gene Ontology annotation, biological process: regulation of transcription by RNA polymerase II.
ACAUGGCUCCUUGUUGUUUAGCCCAAAUUAAGCAUUUGAUGCUAUAUAAUUUAUCUCUUACUCAGUAAAUUACACCUCGCGUGUAUGCGAAUUUUCGUUGUAUAACUGAAAUAUGAGAGCAAAUUUCUAAUUUACGGUAAAGAUGGAGAAACCUGCAGAAGGCUCUUCUCAUGCUCAGCGGGUGCUGUCCAUGCUCAACCAGCAGAGAGCUUUUGGCCAGUUCUGUGAUGCCAUACUGAGCACAGCGAGCGGACAGGUGCAUCUGGCUCAUCGCAAUGUCCUGGCCUGCUUCAGCCAAUUGUUCCAGGAACCCACUUCAAAAACAUCAUCUAUAAAGCUCGACCUGCCUUUAGAGUGUCCCGAUGAUGGACUCGAGCUACUGCUGAAUUUCUUCUACACUGGUGAACUCCAGCUAGACGAUAGCAAUCUGCAAAAAAUCCAAAAUGCAGCCAGCGGAUUAUCAGUGCCCGUUUUUCUUAUACCCUGCCAGGGUAUAAAAACUCCUGACCUGAAUGAAGACGAUCCAGCCAAACCACUGUUUUCAGAACCUCACCCUGAUCAGACUCCAAAUAAAAAGACUAGAUCUGGACAGAGGACCAAAAAUAAAGCUGACACAUUUAGGUUGAGUUCAGCAAGCGAUGAUGAGCCUCCUGCAUUGACGUCUACUACUAUCACACGUUCUGGAAGACGUGUAAAAGGGCCCAGUCGACUGGUUGGCGAAAGUCAAAUUUCUGUUGUGACCAGACAAGGAGUGGGAAGGAGAAAAGCAUCAUUUGUAGAAGACAAAGAACAGGAGACUGAAGCCAUUGAGGAUGGAGAUCAUCACAGACAUGAAGAUGCAAGUGAGACUGAGGUGGAUAGAUUUGUUGAUAACCCAAAUGAUGACAAUGAUGAUGUUGAGGAUGCUGCCAAUGAUGAUGAUGACAGUGACAGAGGUGAAAGUAUGGAUAUUACUAUUGAGGGAACUGAUGAAGAGUACAUGCCUCAUGAUUCACCUUGCUCAACCACAAAGACUCAACGGGGAAAACGAAAAGAGAAAAGUAGCAAUAAAAAGAAUGGGGAAGCAACAUCAAAAGACAGCAAGAAAGGGGCCGUCCAGUGUCCAACAUGUCACAAAACUUUCCUCAGCAAGUAUUACCUCAAAGUACACAACAGGAGACACACUGGAGAAAAGCCAUUUAAAUGUGGCAAAUGUGGGAAGUGCUACUUUAGGAAGGAAAACCUACUGGAACACGAAGCCAGAAACUGUCUGACCAGAACAGAACUGGUGUUUUCAUGUUCAAAAUGUACCAUGACCUUUAAAAAGCGGCAAGAGCUGCGUUUUCACACAGUCAUGCACACUGGAGUGAUGCCCAAUAAGUGCACAUCGUGCCCUGAGCAGUUCAUGCAGAAGAGAGACCUCAAGAUCCACAUGAUUAAAGUCCACGGAGCUCCUAAACCACAUGCAUGUCCGCUGUGCCCCAAGUGUUUCCUGUCCCGCACUGAGCUGCGUCUGCAUGAAGCUUCCAAACAUCGCGGAGAGAAGCUGUUUGUGUGUGAGGAGUGCGGCCACCGAGCCUCCAGCCGCAACGGCCUGCAGAUGCACAUCAAAGCCAUUCACAGAAACGAACGUCCUUUUGUAUGUCAGCUCUGCAAUCAUGCUUUUACCCAGAAAGCAAAUCUGAGCAUGCACCUACGAACACAUACAGGAGAGAAACCUUUCCAGUGCCACCUCUGCGGGAAGACAUUUCGUACUCAAGCCAGUCUGGACAAACACCACCGCACACACACAGGAGAGCGGCCGUUCAGCUGUGAGUUCUGUGAGCAACGCUUUACUGAGAAAGGCCCUCUCUUACGCCACAUAGCCAGCAAACAUCAGGAAGGUCGACCACACUUUUGUCAGAUCUGCAACAAAACAUUUAAAGCCAUUGAGCAGCUCCGGGUUCAUGUACGGCGUCACAAGGGCAUGAGGAAAUUUGAGUGCACACUUUGUGGUUACAAGUUCACCAGACAGGCACAUUUGCGGAGACACGCUCAGAUCCACAACCGCAUGGAAAACUACAGUCCCAGACAGAGGAGAUUACGUAACCUGGUUGUGGAGGACGAGAGCGCAGCAGCUGCUUCAUCCGGUCUUCCAGUCCAGACAGAGGCUCAGGCACGACCAGCAGACAUGGUUAAUCUGGUUAUCCAGCAAGAGGGUGCUGGAGGAACAGGAGGAGAGCAGGCCUCGUAUCCAGUCACUGAUGAAGCAGUGAAUGCUGAACAGACUGGCUUUGCUCUGGCUGAACGAGAAGAUGGAGUCGAGCAGACGGAGUUCACUGUAGCAGAUGUGAUGGAGCAGACGCUGCUGGUGCGCGUACAGGAGGCAUAUCCCAUACAUCAGUCCGAUGUGGUGGUGGAGAUUCCCAACACUGCGGCUGAUGGGAAAGACUAAAUUAAGGAGACUCGUUGACUCCAGAAAAAAAAGGAGACAAAAAGACAUCAAGGAAUUUGAAGUCAUUCAAUGUAAAUAAACAGCUUCCAUGCAUGGAAAAACAGGUAAGAGAUAUCUUGUAUGUAAGAAAACACAAUGAAUCUUCCCAUUCUCACAUUCUUCCAAGCACAAACUUUCCCUUUCAUUCCUCUUUAAAAGACAAAACCUAUUUAGAAUCAAAUCUGAGAGGUUUCUGUCCCUCCAUUAAAGGUAUGUUCAUCCAAAGCGAAUGAAUGAAGUCCAAAAAUGAAUCAAUCGGUUUAAUCCAAUUCUGAAAAGACUUGUAUGGAUUUAGUUUAGGCUUUAUUCUCAUAUAAACUUUGAUCGGUGAACAUGUAAAGAACUCAACCAUACUUGCUUAACUAAAACAGGCCUCAUUGGUUAUUUUACAGUUCAAAUGUGCCAUGUGAUGUAAGAGCGAACCUCAUUGCAAGCAUGCCUGAGCUUCCAUGAUUGAUUCUGAUUGCAGUAAAUAUUGCUUUCUGUGAAUCAAAGCCUUCAUUUAAACUGUUCACCAUGUAAAGUGUCUCUUCAGAAUACUUGGUCUUUUUAAUCUCUUCAUAAUGCAUCAAAAUGAGUUUUAAUCAUUUAAAUGAAUUUAAAAAUUAUAUGAAAACAGAUUUGGUUGUGUCAAGUAUAACAUGACACAAGAUCUUUAGUUCUGUAAGUGGGAUCAGUAGUUAACGUGAGGCCAACUUUUCAGGUCAGAUGAUUGUUUGUUUGCUUGUAGUAAUGCAUUAUGCCUCUUCUUUUGUAUUAGCUAACUGAUGACUGGCACUAUAAGCUAGAAGACGUCUGACAGACUUAAUAGCAUAUGACCAAAUUCUUGUAAGAGAAUGUCUUGAUUUAUUCAGCAUCUGGAUUGCAUAAUUUGAAGGUUUUUUGUAAUACAAGUAAGGCUUCAUGUAUACUCCUGCUUAAUGGAAUAAA